This is a messenger RNA of Triticum aestivum (bread wheat), 1283 nucleotides long. RefSeq lists its product as uncharacterized. Bases 183 to 638 code for a protein of 151 amino acids. The record is from RefSeq and is a predicted model, not a curated record. Lineage: Eukaryota; Viridiplantae; Streptophyta; Magnoliopsida; Poales; Poaceae. The transcript has 4 exons.
AUCAGCACGUCCUCCGAACCCGAUCCCCACGACGCCAACAGAACCCUCGCGCGGCGAAUACCUCAUCGGAGGACCUCCGGCUUGGAUCGGUGGAAACCGAGGGGCUCCGCCUCGCCCAUCACGGCGGGGCCUACCUUGACAGCGUCUGCGCGGACCUGUCCUACUUGGGAUUGCCGUCGGACAUGGGCGAUGAUCAGCGGGAGGAGAAGACGGAGUCCUGUUUCAAUAACGGCGAAUCACAACCGUGUGGAACUGAGCGUGACGACGUCUCUCUAGACGACAUGCUCCAUGAUCAUUGUGCUGUGAGCUGCCACUAUGAAUCUGAAUCUGAUAUCUUCGGGGACUGGCCGCUCACGGGAGAUCCAAUUCUGUGGGAUGACAUCCGCUCAGAGAACAGCGACGUUUACGUCGCCCCGGAGUCCGAUGAAUGUGAUAGGUUCGCAGACGUGAAAACAAAUUGCCCAGGGAGAAACAUUCCCAGGCAGCAAGCAAAGAAAAUGGACAACGCAUGGCUAAGGAGCAUCGCGGAACAGAACGAGAAAUACGACGCGCGGUGCCAGGAGAUUCUGCGCCAGAACGAGGAUGCCGAUCUCCCUCCUGUUCCACUAGAUGUGUUCCCUGAGGGCUUGUUCGGUUGAGGUGGAUUUGAAGGGGAUUGAGGGGGAAUUAAUCCCCUGCAAGCCAAAAUCCCUGCAAAUCCCCUCCAAUCCACCUGGGGUUGGGAUUAACCGAACAAAGCCUGAGGCAACAGGUUUAUGCGUGGAAAGAGGUUGCUGCCACCACAUUGAAUACAUGACCCAUGACACUUCCACCACUAAUUCAGAUCUCGGAUAUAGCGGACCAGACUGAUGCUACAGAUAUUUUCUCUGCGUUUAUCAAGCUUCUCUGCAUCCUAUUCUUACCCCAUCAAUUUCUAUGGAGUAUUCGCUGUUCGGGAUGUACUGGAGCCUCUGCGGAACCAUGUCUUCAACCGUUCCAGAGAUGACCCACUGUUGACCGGGUAAUCAAGGCUUGUUUGUUUUCAAAAUGGAAGAAUUAUGUUCAAGGGUCUUAGAGCAGGAUUCUAAAAACACAGGAAUAGGAAAAACAUACCAUCGAUAUGUUAUGGCAUAUUGAAUCGAAAACAAAGAAUCUGUAAUAGAAGCUGUUUGGUUGCGCCACAUGAAAAAAAAGGAAAUUUUCAUGAGGUUGGAGUCAAAUGGAAUUUUUCCUAUAUUAUUGCAUGCAAAAUAGGCCAUAGGAAAAAAUUCCUAUGAUUUCUGUUCGCACAAACCAAACAUGCU